Messenger RNA from Silurus meridionalis, 3516 nucleotides. RefSeq names its product protein phosphatase 1, regulatory subunit 8a (gene ppp1r8a). The record is from RefSeq and is a predicted model, not a curated record. The transcript has 14 exons. Gene Ontology annotation, cellular component: nuclear speck. Lineage: Eukaryota; Metazoa; Chordata; Actinopteri; Siluriformes; Siluridae. Bases 88 to 1731 code for a protein of 547 amino acids. Gene Ontology annotation, molecular function: protein serine/threonine phosphatase inhibitor activity; mRNA binding; protein binding.
AAACAUUCGACCAGAAACUCUGGUCUGCAGCUUAAUACUAAAUAAUUAAUAUUUAUCUGUGCACUUUUUUUUCACUGAAUCUACAUCAUGGGAAGCCAAGGCUAUGGGUAUAGUUCUACUCAAGGUGAAUUUUCAUCUUUGAAAAAUGAAAGAAAACCAAAGGCAGCUGGAAUACUGCGUAUCAUGCCUUGUACCGUGUCCCAGCUCCUGUCAGCCAGAGAACACAGAGACUCCUUCAUCCUCCGAGACGUGGAACUCAACCAGGUGUCCGUGUUGGGUGUGAUCAGAAGGACCAAAAUGAAUCUGACCCAUCGUGUGCACUCUGUGGAUGAUAUGACCGGCCCGCCUCUGGAUGUCAAACACUGGAUGAAUAUCCAGGAUGUCAAUAUGAAUCAUCCGGUUAUUCCUAUUGGGACGUAUGUCAAAGCAGUGGGAACCCUACGCUCCUUUCAGAACCACAGGAUUCUGGUAGCCUUCAACGUCCGCCCUCUGCACGACAUGAAUGAGAUCACUUCGCACAUGUUGGAGGUGGUUCAGGCCCAUAUGCAGAGUGACAGCAGCUUAUGUAACAGGGCAAUACCCACAUCUGCAACUGAUCCAGCCACCGCUGGGUUUACAGCCAAUCAGAAGCAGGCGUUUACUUUGAUCAAGAGCUGUCCUUUGGCCGAGGGGAUCAGCACAGAGUGCCUGGGGACUGCACUCAAAAAUCUCUCUUCUCAUGACAUCAGGGCAGGUAAACCACCACCUGGACUCCAUUUGGAUGUAGUUAAAGGAGACAAGUUGAUCGAGAAACUAAUCAUUGAUGAGAAAAAGUUCUACUUGUUUGGGAGGAACCCAGACCACUGCGACUUCACGAUAGACCAUCAGUCAUGCUCACGUGUGCAUGCGGCACUCGUCUAUCACCGCCACCUCAAGAGGGUCUUCCUCAUCGACCUCAACAGCACCCAUGGCACCUUCUUGGGCAGAAUUCGCCUGGAGCCCCAUAAACCCCAGCAGGUGCCCAUCGACUCCACUAUGUCAUUUGGGGCGUCCACACGAGUGUACACGCUGAGAGAGAAGCCGCAGACGCAACCCAGUGCCACAGCAGGCGACGGUGGUGUGGAAGACGAGGAGCUGAAAGGACUGCUCGGUUUACCGGAGGAAGAGACGGAGCUCGAUAACCUGACCGAGUUCAACACGGCACACAACAAGCGUAUAUCUACUCUGACCAUCGAGGAGGGCAACCUGGACAUCCAGAGACCCAAAAGGAAGAGGAGAAGCUCUCGUGUGUCCUUCAGCGAGGACGAGGAGAUCAUUAACCCUGAGGAUAUUGACCCAUCUGUUGGCCGUUUCAGAAACAUGGUACAGACCGCAGUCGUACCCUUAAAGAAGAAGAAAUCUGAGGGCCACAGCGCUCUGGGUGUGGAGGACAGCGCGGUGCGCCGUUUCCAGAACUUCCCUCUCAGCCCAGGCCUUUAUGGAGAUCUGCCUCCUGCCAGUCAUGAGCAGACGAACAGCCAGGACACCGAGCACCAGGGAGGCUCUGCCAUCUCGAGCAGCCUCCCUCUGCCCUUCCCCAACCCGGCUCCAGAAGUGGAUAUCUUCACCUCGACAGCACAACCGGCAGCCAUGUUGAACCCAAGCCCCGCCCCCGGAACGUUCACGGCCGAGUCCGGGAAUGAGCCACGCAAGAAAAAGUACGCCAAGGAGGCGUGGCCUGGAAAGAAACCCACUCCGUCGCUACUCAUCUGACUUUCAUGAACGAACGGUUUGCAUCAGAAAGUGAGCGUCAUUCAGUAUAAUUCCCAGCUCAUGUUAUAGCAGAGGAACCAGAAACUUGCAUAAAGAUCUUUCAUGCUAUUGUAGGUUCUCUGUUGAGGUGUUUUCCUGCUUUCAUGGACGUAUAGCCACAUGUUAGUGCAGAUAACGGCUCAUCAUUCGAAUAGCAGACAACUAAAAUCAGUAGAUUAAUUCACACACUAAUAAUUAGAUCUAACUCGUCUCCUGAGUCGUAACCUUUCACCUUCAUGAGCACCAACGUCCGCACGAGCGACGGGCAUCCGAGGGGCUUUGUGUGUUUUUAUAUUUUUAUAUCUGUUAGAAAAAUAGUUUGUGCAGAGAAAAACGAUUGUAGGAAUUCCUAACGGUCUUUAUUUAUCUAAUAAACAGGAUUCCUUUCUAUAAGCACGGAUGUGUGGGAUGAAAAUGGAGACGGUUCCUGGAAGUUGAGCCGGACGCCUAUUCCCUCGAGGCACCUCGCUCCUCUAAUGGCUUUUCUUUCUGUGCCAUUUUGAAAAUGGACCAGUUAUAAUUUAUCCUGAGGUAAUGAGGCAAAUGAAAGCGUCCCAGGCUUUAAGAAUUCCCUGUGGACAUCAUAUUGUCAAUGAGUAGGAGUUUUUUUUUUCCUUCUAGUUUAUAACAUCGAAGAGGUUCAAAAUACAGUGUUGUGGGCUACUGCUGUGAAACUGUAGUACUGUCAAAGCUGGAGGGAGGGGGGGCUUUAAUAAUGAUCAAUCCAUCUGUUUUAAUGUGAAUUACAUUUUAAAAGCAGAGGAACAAGGAAUUAUAUGAUUGGAUGAAGUGGGGAGGUUGGGAGAAGAAUAUUUUCAUGUCUAAUUUUUUGUUUAUUUUUGUGGAAAUGCAUCAUUCUGUUUAGGGGUGUUGUGAAUCUGGAGCCUGUUGCAGGAAUAAACCUUGGAUAUGACUUCAAUUACCAUAUAAUUCAAAACUCAAGGUGAAUCAGAGACACUGGUCCACCUACUGACACGUUUUUUGCUUUCCAGUAGAUGCCUCUACACCAUAUUCAAAUAACAGUUAGAAAAUCCACAUACUUUCUGUUUGGCAUCAGACAGAUCCCGCUUGUUAACUGGUAAGAACUAUUUACAGUUUAUAUGCCAAACUGUAAUCAUUACCUGCUGUUGAUUUUUCACGUUUCAUGAUUUGUGCCUUUUCAUUAUACAUUUUUCUCGUCUAUUGUACAUUUUCUAGUUGCAUUUUCGUAUCUGUCCAGCAGGGGUCUCCCAUGCACCUUAUUCUCCUGUCCUGCUCUCCACCGCAGAUAAAUGACACCUCAUUAAUCAAAUCUGCAUGAAUGCGCUCAGGUUGCCAUGGCAAUAAUUAUCAGAGCUGCCUAAUUAACUUUCUCAAUUGCUUAAUGAUAUACGACCCUAUGAACUCCCUCAUUUCUUCUCUCUCUAAUUCGAGCAUGCAUCUUUUUUUUCCCCCCUCAUUCCUUUUCCCUCCCCUCUCUCCGGGUUAACCUAUGACCGCUGUUUUAUUAUACGCAAAGUAAGAACAGAUUGUCAGUCACAGGGAUGCAAGACGAGAUUCAUGUCCUGGCUUUUGUUUUUAUUUCUUUCUUUUUGACUAAUAAAAAGUGGAAAGUUGGACUUCCUCAGCCAUCUUCAGGGUUUUAUCAUGUAAGAGUCCUCAACAAAACUGUGUAUCUCUGUCAUUUGCGUAUAUAUUUCUAGAGAUAAUCAAAAUUCUCUAGUGAAUAGAUGCUUACAAUAAAUACAGUCAUUGAACUUUUCAAGA